AUGCAAUUUGUUGAUUAUAAAGUUAAAUUAGCAACUCGAAAAGCUUGCAAUACUUCUAAUUGUCCUCCUAAACCUAAACAUAUUCGAACAAUUGUUGUCAAAAGCUUUUCAGGAGGUGUACCUUCAUUUUAUUCAGAACUAACAAAAUGGAUUUUAUCAUUUAACCCAUUACAACAAUACAAAUCUUUAGUGACUUUACACCGUGUUCUUCGAGAUGGUUCUUCUCAAUUACUUGGGGGUUAUUUAGAUGCAUUUCUUCCAACAAUUAAUCGAUUGGUUAAUACCCCACAACAAUUAAAUGCUUAUUACGCCUUUCAACAAAUAAUUAAACACUAUGCAAAAUAUAUUCAAAUAAGAUUUGUGUUUCACCAAAAACAUCGUAUUUUUACUGGCUCAUUAUUAGUUCCUCACGAAUUACCAGAGGAAUAUUAUUCUGAUCAAAAAACUCUUUCAGUUCUAUCUUAUAUGAUGGAUUUAAUGGAUUAUUUAUUAGUAAUUCCUUUGCCAAUAAUUCAAAAUUAUAUUGGGGAUAAUUGCAAAAUGGAUUGUACUAUUCCUCUCAUUCUUGAUUCUUAUAGCCUUGUAAAAGACAUUACAUUCUUUUUGACUAACCUUGCACAUAUUGAACAAAAUCAAUCAGUUUUUACAUUUUUAUAUGAUCGUUUCACUAAAACUUAUUCAAAAUUGAACCAACUUUAUUCAGCAGCAAAAAAUAAUGGUUAUAUUGUUUCGUUAAUUGAAGUUCCUAAUCUUCCCCCACUCCCAACGUUUAAUGUUAAUGACGAAGAAAGAAAAUUAUACUUAAAGAAACACCCUCAUUCUAUCACUAAAAAUAACCAUCUCCAAAAAACAUUUCUUCAUCAAAAUAAUAAUAAUACCAAAGAAAUACUUGAACUUGGAAACCAUUUUUCACAACAACUUUCAAAGUUAUUUGAUUUAUUAAUUCCUCCACAACUAUCUUCAGAAGAUCCAGAAUCAAAAUUAGAAACAAUGGCUUCUUGUUUAAUGCAAGAGCUACAAAAUCCUUCAAAUCUAGAUGAUAUAAAAAUACACAUUUGGAAAACUUUAAUUGGAACAAAAUAUUUAUUACAACAACGAAACUUAGAUUACGUUGAUGCAAACAAUAAUGGAGAAAAAGUUAUUAAUGAACUUUAUGAUCUACAAUCUAUAGCAGACAAAAUAAAAGUCUCAUUUCAAAUGAAUGAGGGGUAUGAAGAAUUACAAAAAUAUAUUGAAGAGUUUGUUUCAAUUCUUUCAUCUUCAUCUGCCAAUACUAGUGAAACUACACCUACAAAUCAAGACAAUGACUUAGUUUUGUUUGAUUAUAUAGGUGAUUCAAGUCAUGAUAAAGUCAUUCAAACCUCACAAGACGAUUUCAUUGAUGAACAGUCUUUUAACUCAUUUAUACCCCCAAACUUACAAAACCAAGAAAAUAGCUCUAAUGAAGAAGAAGACUUCAGUAUUGUUCUUAAUCAAAUUAAUGAUCAAAUUAAUAAAAUUGAAGAUGUGAGGGAUGCUUUAAAGAAUUGUAACACUAAUGGAAAUGAAACAAUUAAACGAUUUGGCGAUUCAACACAAGGACUUAUAGACUUUAUUCAAAUAGCUGGAGAGUGUGAAAAAGAACGAAUUAGAGAAGGAAAAGAAAAAAACAACCAAACAUAUUCUAAUAAUGAAGUUUGGUCAGAAGGGUUAUUGAGUUGUGCCAAAAAAAUAGUAGAAUGGGCACAAUAUAUUAGUUCUGCUUUAAUGAAUGGAGAGCCAGAUGAACGAAUUUUAGCUGGGUUAAAACAAUUUAAAUCACAUUGCUCUCAACUAUUAACUGCUGCUCGAGUGAGUAUGGAAGAUCAGUCUCCUCUUCUUCAAAGAUUAGAAAAAAGUUUAUGCUCUCUAAUGAGUCAAAUUCAAAAAAUCAUUCAAAACAUUUUAUCAAGAGAGCAAGAACAACGCCAAGAAAUUAAGGAACAAAAUAAAACCCAAGACAAUGGAAUUGAGAGUAAAAAAGAACUGAUGGAAUCUCAAGUUCGUGUUCUUCAACUUCAGAAAGAAUUAGAAAAAGCUCAGAAUCAUUUAUAUUCGUUAAGAAAAGAAGAAUACAAUUAA
Messenger RNA from Entamoeba histolytica HM-1:IMSS, 2100 nucleotides. Its product is annotated as ENTH domain protein, putative. The transcript has a single exon. NCBI's taxonomy places the organism in Eukaryota, Evosea, Mastigamoebida, Endamoebidae. Gene Ontology annotation, biological process: endocytosis; clathrin coat assembly; actin filament organization. Gene Ontology annotation, cellular component: actin cortical patch; clathrin-coated vesicle. Gene Ontology annotation, molecular function: phosphatidylinositol-3,5-bisphosphate binding; clathrin-cargo adaptor activity; clathrin light chain binding. The record is from RefSeq and is a predicted model, not a curated record. The coding region runs from base 1 to 2100 and encodes 699 amino acids.